Messenger RNA from Dunckerocampus dactyliophorus (ringed pipefish), 8975 nucleotides. RefSeq names its product beta-1,4-galactosyltransferase galt-1-like. The coding region runs from base 5535 to 6944 and encodes 469 amino acids. The record is from RefSeq and is a predicted model, not a curated record. The transcript has 6 exons. Lineage: Eukaryota; Metazoa; Chordata; Actinopteri; Syngnathiformes; Syngnathidae.
UGAGCAAAAGGCAAGGACUGCCCGGCUCCACCGGAGGACCAUCCUCCUUGGUUGCCCUGGCAACCAGAGUAUAAGCUUCCAGCAGCUAAUGUAAGGGGAGAACCCACCACAGGAGGAGUACACUAUGGAUGAGAGUGUCCGGCUACAACCCAGCAGCUGAGAAGCAAGGCUGCAGAGAUGGAAGAGGAGGCAGGAAGAGGGAAGGACCACCAGUCUGUUGUCUCCACAUGGUCCUAGUGUCCCCUGGCGAGUACAGGAUCCAGGUGAGGUUUGACGUUGUCGCUUGGUGUUGGUAAGCACAAGUGCGACGUUCGACGCUCGGCAUCCCUGAGGGAUCUGACACAUGACGUAUGUGGUGAUGGAGGGAUGUUUUACAAUUGUUGCCGGACUCCUUCUUGACAUCUGCCCCUGGCAACAGAAGACACACACCAAGGGAUGGAUGGAUGACCAUGAAGGUGACGAUGCUGAGGAGGCAAACUAUCCACUUGAAGUGUUUAGUGUUCUCCAUCGAGUCCAGUAUUCCAUGCAUUCUACUAGAGGCGGACUGAGCCGGAAUGCCGUCGGGAUGAACAUUUCUGCUUAAUUCCUGAAAAUUUGAAGUGCAUUCUGAGUGCAUUCCAGAUAUUCAGGCCCAUUCUUGUGGUCGAAUGGUAUUUGAAAGGUAUUCUAACUGCAUUCUACAUAUUCUAACAGCAUUCCAAAUAUUUGACAUUCUGACAACACCUCAAGAAAUGUAUGUGUAUGUGAUGAAGACGCUCGGAUCUUCUUCCGCUGUGCGACACACACGUAAACAAGAUGUUUAUUUGUAUUUGUAUUUGUAUGUACUUUAUUUAUCCCACAGCGGGGAAAUUUACUUGUUACAGCAGCAAGCAAGCAAGACAAGUAAAGAGAACAGUAAAGUAAAGUAAAGCAUCGUGACUACAACAUGGUUCAGGUGGUGCAGGUGUUGUAGAGCCUGACAGCGGUCGGUAUGAAGGACCUGCGGAACCUCUCCUUCUUACACCGUGUGUGUAACAGUCUGCUGCUGAAGGAGCUGCCCAGGGAAACAACAGUGUCAUGUAGCGGGUGAGAGGUGUUGUCCAUGAUGGAUGUCAGCUUAGCCAAUAUCCUUCUCUCCCCCACUUCCUCCACGGAGUCCAGAGGACCGUCCAGGACAGAGCUCGCUCUCCUGAUCAGCCUAUUGAUCCUGCUCCUGUCCCUGUCCGUGCUGCCCCCUCUCCAGCAGCCCACAGCAUAGAAGAUGGCUGAGGCCACCACAGAGUCAUAAAAGGUCCGUAAAAGCUCCGUCGGGAAGAAGAUGGGAGCGUCUCCGUCACACACACAAGAAUGGACAGGCGACACGUUUUUGUGAUGCAAAUGUUUUGCCCUUUUGAACGCAUAUUGUUUUGAGAAGCCAAACUCCUUACUUGUAUAACCCCAGGGACUACCUGGAACUGCGUUCUUCAUCACCAAAAUCCGACCAGAACUGGACUUAGGGGACCAACUGGGGAGUAAGUCCCCAUUGAUGGACUACACUGCUGAUGGGGAUGUCAUACAACUUCAAGUCAAAUUAUCCUAAGUAUCCCUUUAAGGCUUAAGUCUACAGUAUUGACACAUCGCUCAAAUCUUGGCUAUAAUCACUGCAAACAUCCUCUGUCUCAUACACUGCUGAGUUUGUCUACCUGAGUGAUGGCGUCACUUCCGGAAAUGAGACUGAACAGCGAGAGCUAGCUUGUCGUGGCUGUUGCCAUGAACUAUAAAUGUCAUUUUUGCACAUUUAACGUUCGCUUUCAAAAACUGAACAAUCCAUCCAUUCAUUUUCUAUGCCGCUUAUCCUCACUAGGGUCGCGGGUAUGCUGGAGCCUAUCCCAGCUGACUUCGGGCGAGAGGCGGGCUACCCUGAACUGGCUGCCAGCCAACAUGCUAACCACUAGGCCACCGUGCGGCCCAAAAAAACAAUGUAGAACACAAUUACAAGCAAUAUAUAACAUAUUUAAGCAAAGUUGAUAAAUCACGUCAGCGAGUACACGUGUUCUUUGAGUGUUUGGCGUUAAGAGAGCGAGCACCUGGGGGCGCAGCCUCCUUAGCUCUGCACUUACUUGAGCUGCUGUCCUAUGGGCUGUGUGAUAGGUAGGUGUGGGUGGGUGUUUGGAUCCGUGUUCAGAGGCGUGAGUGGAAUGGCUCGUCAAACCUGUUAAAAGACUGGUUUACCUUUCCCACAUCCCCCUCAGUGUGUUGUUUUACAAAAGAUCAAAGUGGCCCUUGCAUCCUUUCAUUGUUCAGGACGUGGCCCUCGGUGGAAAAUGUCUGGACACCCCUGGUCUAAACGAGAACUUCUCUUUCUUCUGCCGGGGUAAGUGCGUCAUGCAUAAACGCAGUCAGUCAGUCUCAGUCUGUUGAAAUGAUGGCCGAUGGUAAACGGGGCUGUGUGUGAAUUGUGUUGUUUUGUUUUGUUUUAAUUUUCCAACUAUUUCAACUUUCUUGUACAUUGUCGUUUCAUAAUUAGGACUUUAUUCUCGUAACAUUCUAACUUUUUCUGCAACUUACUUUUCCAACAUUUUUCCAAAAAUUACAUCCUUUUUCCUUAAUAUAGAACCUUUAUGCAAGUAAAAUUACUCUAUUCAUUUUUCUCAUUAGCUUACAACUUUUUUCUGUUAAUAUUUUGACUUUACAGUUGUAAAAUUACUGCAGCUUUUUCCAUUUUUUGCUGUUGUUUUUUUGUUUUAGUUUAGUUUGCAUUCUUAUAGUAGGUCUGGUUUAGUGGCGAGGUAGAGCUUGGUGUCAUCAGCAAAGCAAUGGAACUGGAUAUUGAACCUGCGGGAGACAUUGCCAAGGGGGAGAAGGUAGAUGAUGAAAAGAAGGGACCCCGGGACAGAGCCCUGAGGCACACCUGUAGUGACAGAGGAGAGGUCAGACAUAAAGGACUUGAUCUGUAUGAAGUGAGUGCGGCCUGUGAGAUAUGAGUGAAAUCAGUCGAGGUGGGUGUGGGUGAUAAUUUUAGAAAUGUAAGGAAGGUUAGAAGGUUAUUGUAUAGUUGUUCCAGUCUGAGACAGUUUAAAAAAAAAAUUGGGGUCACAACUGCAGUCUGGAAAUGUGAUGGGACAAUUCCAGUGCAAAGUGAGGCGUGAGUGGUGGCAGAAAUGAGAGGAAGCAAGGAGGAAAGGCAGGAUUUGACUGGGAGUGUGUGGAAAGGAUCAAGCUGACAGGGGGAGGACUUGGUCGGCAAUUUCCCACAAGUUGGGGAGUUGAAAAGGAGAGAAAGGUUCAGGUGGAGAAGGAAGCGGGGAUUUAUUGAGCAGUGAAAACAGGGUGUUUUUGUUACCUUGAUUUGAACUGAUUUGACCGGAAUAAUCGUUUAAUUUGGUUUGAUUGAUAAAGUCCUUGUAGUGUGAAAUAUGGUUUUGUAUAUUUCUUUGUGAAUGGUAAGACCGGUUCUUUUAUGGAGUCACUCAAGCUGGCGACCUUUCACUUUCAUUGACCAGAGUUCAGGGUUAUACCAGGGAGCAGAUAAGGAGAAAGAAACGGACCAAGUUUUCCCAAAUACCUCGGUCUUUUUUAAAUAAAUAGAUACAUUACUCUGAUGUCUUGUAUUCUUUGAGCUAUGAGCUAUGGUACGAUUUCAGAUAUACUGUACUACUUUACAAUUGGUAUAUUUGCGCAAAGCAUUGGUAUCGGAUGGGUAUCGCCGAUACCAGCCUGAAUUUUACUCCGGAUCGGAUCGGAAAGGAAUUCAGUGGUAUCGCAAUGUGCUCCAGAUCUGCAGUCUCUUAAAGACACGGUAACGCUUGUCUGUCAUGACAGAAAGGAACGUAAACAUGAGCUACAUCAAACAAUUUCGCAUAACUUUUAACUAAUUACAAGAAAUGCAAUAAAACUUCAUUUGAAUAACUUUUAUCUCAAUCACAAUGAAACUAGACUACAUUUAUGCGUUGCCAAAUACAAACAUUUUUAUUUUGGCGCCCACAAACAUGCAUGUGAGGGGUUCAUUAUGUCCCAGGGCAAAGUGUUAGCUUGGGUCCGUUGUGAGUAUCUCCAAUCUCAUGAAACAUCCUUCAAUGGUACGAGAUAGCUGCAUAUACAACAUUCUAUUCUAUUCUAUAAUUUCUAUGUUGUCUGAUUUAUUGCUAGGCUUUUGUGAACACAUACUUCAUAACAAUCCCCCUUUUUAACAUAACCAAGAGUAAAUUAUUUACUGAUGAAGAUCUCGACUUAAACCAUUGUCUUUACGCUAUGCUGUGGUAAUCUGCCAUUAAAUAGAGGUAAAUAGAGGAGGAUCCUAACCCAAAAAUAGUUUGACCCUGGUUUAGACUGGUGAUUGGUGAUUGAGUGGUGAUUCCUAUUUGAUUAAAAAAAAAAAAAAAACAAUAACAAAAUGAAAGGCUUAACUUCAUAAAACAUUUGUGGCAUACUGCCGUCAGAUGAAUGAACAGCUGUGUUUUCUGAACCGGCACCAUCUUGGCUGUGACGGGAACCAGAUUCAAACAAACGCAGCCAUGAAGUCACAGCAAAGCCAAGAAAGUGACAUAUUCACAACAACAACGCACACUGUCAUGAUGACAGUCUGCGUCUUGCAAAAUGCAAGACCAGUGUGUUAUAUCAUAGUCAUCAAGCGAUCAUUGCUUCUCUAGCCCUGGCAUGAAACCCCAUACUAUUAUUCUAAGAUUCUUAGAACAGUUCCAGUAAAACAAUUAGGAUUUACUUACUGAAACUGAUAGAUUGACUGCAAGAUAGGAGAGAAAGACGAGUGACAGCAAUCCAUGCUUAGCUAGCAAUUCACGUUGAGAAUACCCAGCAACCACGUUCAAACAAACACAGCCAUGAACGCCCACGAUUCACAACAAUAACACGAUAAUAACAUUUACUGAUGUUAUGUUGUGAUGAGUAUGAUGCUGUAUGUUUUACUGGCAGUGAUAGCCACUGACAGGUAUCAGUUGUUUAGCUAGCAAUUUGGCAUGAAAACUCAUAAUUUUUACUAUAAAAAACGGAGUGACGCUGCAAUCAAAGAUGACUUUUUGGAUUUAUUGUUGCAGACUACAGAUAGCACAUUAGCCUAUUAGCAUGUCAUAACCAAGCCAGUUACGAAUCAACACUUCAGUAGCCCAGCACUAGGGCAGUAGGCUGGCUACGCUAGAGGAUAUUAGUAGAAAAAAAUUGGGAUUGGUGACGUUCCAUAUACCGAGAGCUAUCUUCUGCAGCCAAGAAUAGGACCGCCAAGGGCCCCGCUUUCCGCUGCCACCCAACUUACUCUGCACCCGACCCCUUUGGCCUCUCCAUUUUGCCUCUUUGGGCUGUGCCCGGCUGGCCCCAUAGGUACAGGCCCGGCCAUCAGGCACUCGCCAUCGUGCCCCACCUCCAGGCCUGGGUCCAGAGGGGGGCCCCGGUGACCCGAGCAAGGGAAAAGUAAGUCAAUUUAUCUUGCUCAUCAGGGGCCAAAAUGUGUUUGCUCUGUAGGGUGGUUGGGCUCGCACUUGGAGAUAAGGACUCUACAAUCUUGUCAGCCUUUUCAAGUUCAGGCAGGCUAAAGUAGUAAAAGAACUUGACAGUACCCAUUUAAGAUGCUUUUUCGUGGUCUAACGUCACCAACUGACUCCUAUUUCUGCCUCAGGUUAAGGAUGUAUCGAAUAUUGCACUGGAUGAGGACACGGCACAGGAUGAGGAAUGCUAAUUGCUACAAGUGGAUUGUUUGCGUUCUCAGCAUUGUCACCUUCAUGGUCGUUAAUUUCAUUUUGACCAGAGGGCAGACGAGUCUCAGUUUAAAGUUGACGCAUCCAUCUUCCGUGAGGCCUGUCCGCCAAUGCCCCAUGCAGGUUAGCGAGGAGACCAUCACACCUCUGGACAAAACCAAGCACUUGCUGGUCUCCGCCUACAUGGACCAAAGAGUGCCCGGUCUGGACGUACACAUCAUCAGCAUCUUCAAGGUCGACUCCAUGGAGCCCAUGGAGUGUAUCUUCUGUUGCCAGGGGCAGAUGUCAAGAAGGAGCCAGGCAGCAAUUGUAAAACAUCCCUCCAGUUCUGCCUUUCCCUACAUCACCACCUACGUCAUGUGUCAGCUCCCUCAGGGAUGCCAAGGCUCGCAUGUCACAAUUGUGCCUUACCAACACCAAGCGACGGUGUCAAACCUCAUGUGGAUCCCUGUGAAAAACCGGGAGAAGGAGAUCAGGUUGAACUUCACAGUGUGCAUCUCCACCAUGUAUGGAGGCUACAACAACGUACUCCAGACGGCACAGACAUUGGAGAUAUACAGGCUGCUGGGCGUUGACAAAGUGGUGAUCUACAAGACCAACAGCGGUCCGGAGGUGGGCCGCCUGUUGCACAGCUACAUCCAGGAGGGCUUUGUGGAGAUUGUCCCUUGGCUCAUCGACAAGCACCUAACGCCUUCCAGCACCUGGAGCUUCUCCAAGGGUGCAGGGGACAUCCGUUACUUUGGACAGCUCACCACACUCAGCGAAUGCCUGUACAGAUCAAUGGAGAGGUCGCGCUACGUUCUGAUGAACGACCUGGACGAGAUCAUCAUGCCGCACCAGCACGACAGCCUCAUGUCUAUGAUGACCUCCUUCCAACAGCAGAAUCCUAAUUUCCUUGAGAUUGGAGAGUUUCGCAUCAAAACCUUCUAUUUCCCAACGGCGCUGGUUGAUCCAAGCAAGAAGUUCAGGCUGCCUCAGUGGGAAGGAGUGCCGGGGCAUAAUAUUUUGGAGCACAUCUACUCAAGGGAGUACAUUGGUACUAACCCAAACAAGCUGAUACUUCAGCCAAGGUUGGUGGCGUUCCCCAAUGUGCAUGUCGUGGGGAAGAACUUUGGACAAACCUACAUGGUCCCCCCUGAAGUCUGUCGGGUCAUUCAUGUCCGCACUAAACCCGCUAAAACGACGGAGCAGGACGAAGUCAACACAAGACUCUGGGACUUCCACCAAAAGCUCAUCCCCAAUGUGGACCGGGUGUUGAAGAGAGCAGGGCUACUACAAUAAUCCCUUGUGUAUCGUGGUUAAUUGGUUCCUCAACCACCGUGAUCACUGAAUUUCCACAAAGUAGAAUUCCUUAUUUACAGGUACUACCCAAAAAAUUUGAAUAUCAAGUAAAAGUUGUUUUAUUUUGGCAAUUUAACAUAAAAGAUUACACCAACAAAUUUUACUGAGCCGUGACACACAAAUUGACAUUUCUCAAGCAGUUCCUUGUUGUAACUUUGCUGAUUAAGAUUUUCAGCUUAUUAAAACCACAAACCCACAAACUCAGAAAAUUAGAAUACUGUGAAAAUUUUCAGUUCUGUAGGUUCAAAGAGUCAAAUUCUGAUCAGGCAAGUAAUCCAAAACACCUGCAAAAGGGUCCUGAGCCUUGAAAAAGUCUGUCUUAGGUUGGCUCAGAAGAGUUCAGACAUGGGGGGGAAGACUCCUGAUCUGACAGUUGUGCAGAAAACUCUCAUUGACUUGAGAGUCAAUGAGAAUUGAGAGUUGAGAGUAGACAGUCAAGUGGAAGGAAGAAGUGUGAAAGAAAACGGUGUACAAGCCAGAGAGAUGACCACAGGCUGGAGAGGGUUGUCAGGAAAGGGCCAUUCAAAAGUGUGGGGGAGUGUCAUAAGGAGUGAACCGAUGCUGGAGUUGUUGCUUCAAGAGAAACACACAGGCGGAUGCUGGACAUGGGCUUCAAAUGUCGAAUUCCUGUUGUCAAACCUCUCCUCAAUAGUAAUCAGCACCAGAGGCGCCUUUCCUGGGCAAGAGAAAUGAAGGACUGGUCUGUUGCCCAGUGGUCAAAAGUCCUCUUUUCUGAUGGGAGCAAGUUUUGCAUCUCAUUUGGCAACAAUGGUCACAGAGUCUGGAGGAAGACUGGAGAAGAGCACGAUAGAAGAUGCAUGUUAGGUUUCCCCAGUCUGUGAUGACUUGGGGAUCCAUGUCAGCUGCUGGUGUUGGUCCUCUGUGCUUCAUGAAGUCAAACAUAACUGUAGCCAUCUACCAGGACAUUUCAGAGCACUUUAUGAUGGCUUCAGUAGAACAGCUUUAUGGAGAUGCAGACUUCAUCUUCCAGCAGGACUUGGCACCUGCUCACACUGGUAAAAGUACAAAGUCCUGGUUCAACGACCAUGGGUUAACAUGUUUGAUUGGCCUGCAACCUGAACCCCAUAGAAAAUCUGUGGGUCAUUGUCAAGAGAAAACUGUACGAGAAGAGACCAAACAAUAAAGAAGAGCUAAAGGCCACAAUUGAAGUAUGCCGGUCUUCCAUAACCCCUGAGAUAUGCCACAAACUGGUAGCAUCCAUGCCACGCCAGAUAAAGGCUGUUAUUCAGGCAAAAGGGGUCUCAACCAAGUACUAAAUACAGGUGCAAGAGUUUAGUUUUGGAGGCCUUGCAUUUUUGUAUUUAAAACCCUUUUUUUACAUUGACUUUAUGUAAUAUUCUAAUUUUCUGAGUUUAUGAAUUUGAGUUUUUUUUAAGCUGCUAGACCUGAUCAGCAAAAUCCAAAGAAAUAAAAACUUGAAAUAUAUUGAUUUGCAUAUUAUUUGUUUAUAUAAUAUGUCAAAUUCACCUUUUAAGUUGAACUGCAGAAAUACAACAACUUUUUCAGGAUAUUCUAAUUUUCUGAGUAGUACCUGUAUGAAUGGAAUAUUUUCAUAGUGAGAACAUAGAAUUUUUUUUUUUUAAUCAUUGCGCGUGAAAGUUUCCCGUGGCCCGCUGGUUGAGGACCCCUCCCCUAGGGCACCUGAAUAUUGGGUGGACAGGAAGUUACGUCAGGGUUCAGAGUUGAGUUUUAGCUUGGCGUGGAUUGGGGCCACAACAGUAUCUUGUGUUUUUAUUCUGGAUUUUUAUUAGGGAUCAUUAUCAUUAGGGAUUAUUACUAGGGUUUUAUGCUGCCGAUUCCGAUACCAAUCAUCCAUGAGUGAAAUCGGCUGAUUCUGAUCACAUGGAUUAUGAUGAGGACUAUUGGCCAAGUGUAAAAGUCAGGACAAUUCCAAGGUCCCCUAAUUGCCAGGGGAGCCAAAAAAUGGGUAAUUGCUAAUAAAAUUAGUAA